CUCAUUUCGCUGUCUAUCCGUCCGGACCUCCCCCGCAUAGAUUCCAGUCUGCGCGUUCACGCGUCAGAGCACGGCGGCAACGGUGAUCGAGCACGUCGGCGUCAGUCUCUGCGGUUCGGAGGAGAGUCUUUAUUUUGAGAGGCUUCUGGCGUCUUUCGCCGCGUUGCUCCAAGGGUUUGUGCCACAUUUAAAGCAGUCCUCUUGGUUCUGGAACAAGGAGGGGGAGCUACGGUUGUAACCGCGCAGCAACGGCCUGUCAGCAGAUGGCUAGCCGGGACACAGGACGAGAUGCCCCGGACGCUCCGCGGGACGGACCGGAGGCGAGCCACCCAGAACCAGCGUGUCAGGAGGCGCAAAAAUGGAUUGAGGCUGUAACAGGGAAGAGUUUCGGGGAGAAGGACUUCCGCAGCGCUCUGGAGAACGGCAUCCUGUUAUGCGAACUGCUGAGUGCCAUCAAGCCAGGCCUGGUCAAGAAGAUCAACCGACUGCCCACCCCCAUCGCUGGCCUGGACAAUCUGUCUGUCUUCUUGCGUGGCUGUGAGGAGCUGGGCCUGAAGGGGUCGCAGCUAUUUGACCCGGGGGACCUGCAAGACACCUCCAUCAGAGCCAACCUCAAGGAUUCCGACUGCAACCGCAAGCUUAAGAAUGUGCUGAACACAGUCUUCUGGCUGGGAAAAGCUGCGAGCGGCUGCGCCUCGUACAGCGGGCCCACUCUCAACCUCAAGGAGUUCGAAGGUCUUCUGGCUCAGAUGAAGGUGGAAAGUGACGAUGGUGGGGAUGGCUCCCAGAAGCGGAGUGUGCGAGACAGUGGCUACGACUGCUGGGACUCAGAAAGGAGUGACUCUCUCUCUCCUCCUCGACACACUCGCGAUAACUCCCUGGACAGUCUGGAUUCUUUCGGCUCCCGCUCGCAGCACAGCCCCUCACCCGAUGUUGUGACCCGCGUCAACAGUGAUGGGCGUGGCAGCGACUCCGAGGCCGAUGGCCCCAACCGGCGGCCAGAUGUGAGGAAAGAUGACAUGUUGGCCAGGCGGAUGCCCAGUUGUGAUUCGAGGAGCUCCGUCCCGUUUAACCAGUUCCUGCCCAACCGAAGCAACGCCACCUCCUUCGUCCCAGUUCCACGGCGGAAGCCCCAAGCAGAGGAAGGAGAGCAGCGAAGCCAAGCUCUCAAGGAGCAAACUGAUGGCAAACGAUUUCACUGCAAGGCCGCGAAGACUGUCUCAUGGGCUCACGAGAGCAGUCCAGACAACCUAAAUAAUGAGGCGGCUGUGGGCGCUUUGGAUGAGAAGAAGCUGCAGAAGUUGGAAAAGGCCGGAAUUAAAGUCCUGCCUGCUGCCGUUCGCUACAGCAGCCAAGCACCGUCCGAGGAACAGGAAGUGAGGUCGCCGGUUCCGGAUAUCAUCCUACGGCGGGAAAAUGACUUCCUGAGUGGUCACAAGUCAGUGUGGGACUCUUCCUCAGAUGGGGAAGGGGAGGCAGAUGUACAGAAAGUCCCGGAUGUCCGUAAAGACGACCUGGCGUCCAGGCGGGCAGUGCGCGGCCCUGUUUCUCCCAAGGUGCAUCAGUUUGUGCCUGCACCCGUGUGUAGCAGCAAGGAUCGUGAGCGCUGGGAGGGCAUUAGACGAGCCUCUCAGCAAACACUGCAAGAGAAAGAGAUCAGGGAGGAGGACGAGGAUGCGGAGCAAGAGGGAGGAGCGGGAGGGGUUAAUGCGAUGCCUAAUAAGCAGACGGAUGACCUGGCUCGGAGGCGUGCGCAGAGUAGGCCACUUCCCCAGAGAGGUGGGCCAGUGAGCUUUGCUCCUGCGUCCAUGAGCCAGGCAGACAUGCAGAAGUGGGAGAGACUCAAGAUGACUGAGCCAAGCAGCAACAUCCCACUCGCAGAAAAACCCUCCACAACUCCACCCAGCAAGUGUGCAAACCUGGAGGAGGAGAAAGAAAUCCUUAACCCCUCCGUCCCUGAAGCCGCUGAGCUCCACUCUCCUUCACCUAUCACCCCAAGUCCAACUCACGCACACAUUUCUAAAGAAGAGUUGAUAGAGAAUGUGAGGGCUGAGAGGGAGACAAAAGAGGAGCCACGAAGGAAGCCAUCCUGGCUGGAGGAUGAUCUGCCUCCAAUGAUGAUGAGUCGGCGAGUUGCGUAUUUGUCUGAGGACACUGAGAGCGCCAGCAUGAGCGACAUCGCCAAUGAGGACGAGGUGGGACACUUGCCGUCUCUCAGCCAGUCGCGCUACGAAAGAAUGCACGAACAGUACAACAACUUCCAGGAGGACGAUGACCAGUGGCAGGAUGACUUGGCUCGCUGGAAGAACCGCCGCCGCAGCGCCUCGCAGGAGCUCAUCAAGAAAGAGGAGGAGAGGAAGAGGAUGGAGAAAAAGAUGAAGGAGGAUGGUGUCGAGGGCAGCAAGAGGAAGAGCAUAAAGACCUACAAAGAGAUAGUAGAGGAGAAAGAGAGACGAGAGGCUGAGCUGUGUGAAGCCUAUAAGAAAGCAGCGAGCCCAGAGGAGGCUGCCAUGGUCUUACAACGCUACGCACUCCGCUUUACCAUCAGUGAUGCCACCUUGGACAGUUUAAAGCUCCCCAGAUCGAACUCUAAUGUCAGCCCUGAGAGCAGUAUGGUGGAGCACAAACCCACCAAGGAGUGUGAGUCUCCGGAAGCUCCACAGCGACCAGAACCAGAAGCUUCGGCCGCAGUGACGGAGCCAGAGGCGCCUGAAGAGUCGUCCUCAACUGCUUCAUCCGUCUCUCCAGCAGCCUCCGAUGAUGUCCAGCAGUUAAAACUUAAGACACCUCAGUCUAAAGAACUCCAAGGACCAGUUAGUGAGCCUCAAAACAUAGACAAGAAGCCUCCCUCAAUUGUUAGAGAAACCGAAGUCACACCGACUGCGGUGGCACCUAUGCAGCUUCCGAGCGUAAAGCCGACGCACAAGCUCCCGUCCCCGACUGCUCCCACCUCCAGACCUGUCCCACUUCUGACAGCCAAGCCAUACGGCCAGCCCCGGAACUCCCUGAACAUUAAGAUGGACGGUUUGGUGCGGGUGAACGGUGACGCCUCUGUCUCAAGUCCUCCUGUGUCCCCGCUGAUCACUCCAGAGAAGGAAAACAAACCGAUGAAAGAGGAAAUUCCCACCCAACAGUCUUCAUCUACUCAAGAGCUACACCAACCAUCAUCUCCUCCGACUACUUCUGCUACUCUCCCUCCCUCUCAGUCAUCAUCUUCAUCAUCGUCAUCAUCAUCCUCAGGCUCCACCAUCAGCUCCUUGUUCCCUGGAAGAAACUGUGUUGUCACGACAAUGAUUGUGACCGAGCUGACUCAGACCUUAAUCGAGCCAUAUCAGGAGGAAGGGCUGAGCAACGGAGAGGUGAAGACGGUCGUGGACUUGCAUGAGAAGCCAUCAGAGGAGAAACCAAGUCAGCCAUCUUCAACCGCCACAGUAGAAUAUUCUGCUCCAGUCUCCGACGGCCUUGAGGAGAACAGCCACUCUAUUGAGACCCCCAUAUUGAACUUGGCUAAACGCGUUAAUCACUGGGUGUGGGACCCCAAUGAGGAGCGUAAGCGCCAGGAAAGGUGGCAACAAGAGCAGGAGCGCCUCCUAAAGGAGCAAUACCAGAAGGAGCAGGAGAAGCUGAAGAAAGAGUGGGAGAAAGCACAGCUGGAGGUCGAGGAGGAGGAACGGAGGCACAAUGAAGAGGAGCGGAAGAUAUUGGAGGAAACCGUGGCCCCGCUUUAUCCAUCUGGCCUCGUCAGUCAGCAGUCAGACCAGAAGACAGCGACCCCUACAGUUCCACCGGUGAACAACUCUGACAGCAGGAAUGGCCACAAUCCCAAGACUGGAAAGGAGGACCAGCACGUGUCUAAGCUGCAUUUCCUUCAAGAGUCUCUAUGUGAAGGGGAACCAUUGAAGAAACAGGAAAUGUGGAAAACAGCCUCUCUGGACCGGAACUCUCAGCUGGACCAGGACCAUUUUGUGAAACGGUCUGGGUCCCAUGAAGCAGUGGCAGGGAAACUGUCUCAACCUCCUUCACCCAGCAGGUGCGUGAGUGGGAAGAGACUAUGCUCCGGUUGUUCUCAGCCGUUGGGGAAGGGAGCUGCGAUGAUCAUCGACACACUGGGACUAUUUUUCCAUAUGCAGUGUUUUAAGUGCGGCGUGUGUCAGGGUCAGCUUGGCGACACCACUGCUGGAACUGAUGUGCGAAUUCGCAACGGACUGCUGAGCUGCAACGACUGCUACAUUGCAUCUAGAGGUAGGGGGCAGCCCACCACGCUAUGAUGGCCAGUCGCAGAUUUCAACCUAAACUACCACCUAUUGCACAAUCUCUCAACUUGAAUCCUGGGAAAUAUUUGGGAACCGCAGCUUCAUCUCCUUUUUAUUGUGAAUUAAUCUGAACAACUGGAAGGUUUUUAUUGAAGAAAGAAAGCGUUGGAACUCUGAAACUUUCCUCCAUCAGCAUGUUCUGGGCCACCAUCUUGAACACCAUGCUUCCACUACGCACCACUUAAGAAUGUAUAUUAACUACUAUUGUCGUGUGACUCCAGGAUCAGGGUGAAGAGUUGAAUUACAUGAAGUAGCUUAACCAUUUUAAUGCCUUAUUCCUAACUUAAUUUCUAUUUCAUUCUUUAUUUUCCUCUGAGAGAUUGAAUGGAAGAACAUAUGUAAGUUAUUGUGAGAGUUUCUUACAGGUCCCUUACAGGUCAUGCGUUAUAUAUCUUUCUGACUCACACUCAACACAUUUUGGAAUCUCAAAAAAGUAGAGUCUCCUACUUCUGAAAUGAUUUUAUCUUAUCUUUUUUAUAAAAUAUGUGAUGAGAAAAGAAAGAAAUCAUGUCAUGAAUUUCAUCAACAAAAGAGGAGUGUAUUAAUUGUGUUAGACCUAAUUAGAACUAUAUUUUAUAGUCUAAUUUUAUGAGCUGACAUCUUUUAUGGGACCUUUAAAGAAAAUGGCGUGCAUUUUGGGAUUUCCUGCUGACAUAGUGUGUCCUUAUCUUUCACAGUCAUUUGUCCCAUAAUUAUUUCUUGAAGAAGAAGAAGGAUGAAAAUGCAUGUUAUCAGAAAUACUUUUGUUUUACUGUUUAAAUCUAUCUGGGUCUUCUAUUAUUCUCCUACAAUGAAUCAGUGCCUUACUCUGCAUUGAAUGCAAGUUUAUAUGGACCCCCUCGGGGGACAGAAGGGACUUUGAGUGCAUGUGUGUGUUUUUGUUUGUGUGAACUCUUGCAUGUAUUUGUAUGUUCGCAUCCGACUUGAAGCACACUUCCAAACCAGCAUCAAUAAACCUCCCAGAUCCCUCUUGCUAACUCAAACCACUGGAAGAAAGUUAUUUGCUGCUUCCCUGAUGUGUUUUAAUAUCCAAAUGUCAAUGUCAGUUCCAAAUGUCUAUCGAGGUCUCCCUGAUCGUCUGCCUCUCUCACAGUUGUUGCCUCCCCAGAACUGAACAUCUCUUUUUUUGUUGCUUCCUCUUGAGGAACAGAGUGCUCAGUUUGUUGUCUUUUAUAGCAAGUGUAUGUUUGUCAA
Messenger RNA from Synchiropus splendidus (mandarinfish), 5507 nucleotides. Its product is annotated as LIM and calponin homology domains-containing protein 1-like. Gene Ontology annotation, cellular component: stress fiber. Gene Ontology annotation, molecular function: myosin II head/neck binding. The transcript has 28 exons. Bases 264 to 4268 code for a protein of 1334 amino acids. Gene Ontology annotation, biological process: positive regulation of stress fiber assembly; regulation of focal adhesion assembly. The record is from RefSeq and is a predicted model, not a curated record. NCBI's taxonomy places the organism in Eukaryota, Metazoa, Chordata, Actinopteri, Syngnathiformes, Callionymidae.